GUCAAUUAAUUGAACAUCGCUUCAAGCACAUUGUCAGUUCGAGCCUGUGUCACUCUUCCCGGAGAAGUGUUGCAGCCAUCGCCUGGCAGACGCAGUCGGGCUGCGGCUCUGUACUGCGCAAGCAUACACAUUUUUUGAACAUCAAAACAACUACAAUCCCGAAGAGUCAAGUCGCAUUCGUGCGCAAAGACCGCAAAGAUGGCAAACAAGCAAGGGAAGAUGCAAAAUCUGAUCAACUAUCGCAUGCGUGUUACAAUGAAUGAUGCUCGACAGAUGACUGGCCAGAUGCUUGCAUUCGAUAAACACAUGAACCUCGUCCUUGCCGACACCGAAGAAUUUCGCAAAGUCAAACGCAAGCAGAACCGACCUGGUGCGCCCGCCGCGCCCGGCUCAGCAGCAGCGACCGUCGAGACGGAAGAGAAGCGUACAUUGGGUCUUGUGAUACUCCGAGGAACGAACAUUGUCAGUUGCAGCGUCGAAGGCCCUCCUCCAUCCGACCCAUCCGCACGUCUUGGUCAGUCUGCGCCUGGUGGUGCCCCAAGCGCUCUACAGGCUGGAGCAGGAAUAUCAAGACCAGCGGGGCGGGGUUUGCCAGUCGGUUUGGGUGGCCCAGCAGCUGGUAUUGGUGGUCCACCGCCUCCAGGAGGGUUUGGAUUUCCGCCCGGUGGAUUCCCAGGAGGCGCUCCGCCAGGCUUCGGAGGAAGAGGAGGACCAGGGGCCCCGCCGGUUGGUGGUCCGCCGCCGGGCUUUGGCGGACCUCCACCAGGAUUUGGUGGCCCAGGUGGUCCUCCUGCUGGAUUCCAGCCGCCUCCUGGAUUCCAAGGUCCUCCAGGACAAGGAAGAGGCUUCCCACCGCCAGGGUUUGGAGGCAGGUAAAAGCUGUGUAUGUGGACGAAUUAUGCUUGGGCAUGAGUAGGGGGACGUCGCUUAGAGCAACCACUGCAUGACGGACAGUCUGACCUGAUUUGGGCAGAAGCACGUGCCUACUUCGACAGUAACAACAUCUAUGGGCCACACCGCGUGAUGUCUAAGCCUCGAUCGUGUCUGGGAGCAAGCCGUGCCUGAGGCUCGGACCACCAGAUCAGAAGGUUCCGCAUCAAGGAUCAGCGCAAUGGAGUAUCAGGGAACAGCAGCGAUUAUGAGACGCGGCUUCGCUUUGCGCGCUCGGUAUAUGGUCGAAGGAACAGGCCUGUAGGGCCAUGAUCAGCAGAAGAAGAUUACCAUACCAUAUCGGGUCUUACGGAGUUGGUUAAGGGACAGAUCAGGAUCCUCAUAGCAGUGAACAAACACAGAUGAUCAACGCAUGAGAGUUUGCAAAAGGAUAAACAUCGCUCCAUUCUCUCAAUCUUGGUGAAGGUCUUUCCUGCAGAGUGGCC
This is a messenger RNA of Exophiala xenobiotica, 1376 nucleotides long. RefSeq lists its product as uncharacterized. NCBI's taxonomy places the organism in Eukaryota, Fungi, Ascomycota, Eurotiomycetes, Chaetothyriales, Herpotrichiellaceae. The coding region runs from base 199 to 876 and encodes 225 amino acids. The transcript is spliced from 4 exons. Gene Ontology annotation, biological process: mRNA splicing, via spliceosome. Gene Ontology annotation, molecular function: RNA binding. Gene Ontology annotation, cellular component: U5 snRNP; catalytic step 2 spliceosome; cytoplasm. The record is from RefSeq and is a predicted model, not a curated record.